AUGAAUGAAAGGAAUUCUCCCUCCCAAAAUAAAGGGCCAUUGUCCCGGCUGCCCCAGGAUUGCCUGGUCACAAUCCUGGACCAGCUCUCGCUGAAUGAUGCCCUGGCCAUCUCAUCUACCUGCAAGGACCUCAGUGCAUCGGCCACUCCAUUCGCCUACCGCAGUAUCUCGUUGGACUGGACCUCCCGGCCGCUCAAAAGGCUCCUGCAGCUGCUUCGGCUGGUCUUCCAAGACCCCGAGCUGGCAUCCUGCGUCCACCAUCUUAGUCUAGUAUCUGCACCCGAUGCCGAGGAAUGGGAGGACACCCAGCCGGAGAUCGACUGGGAAACCGAGUCAGAGUCUUUCCGCGACGUGCUAGACCAGUCCAUGGAUCUUGUUCGGCGCGCCCAAUUCGCCGAUGCCGAGACCUGGCAUCUGCCGAUCUACGGGGGUAAUAUUUACUGCUUUGCAGCGAUCCUCCUCUCUCAGCUGCCCAACCUAAAGUCGCUCCGUCUAGAUUACUCGUUAGUCUGGUGGGAUGGGUAUCCGGGCUUGAUGAUCAAACAGGCCGUCCUCUUCCCCAACGGGACCCUCUCUACAUUCAAAGACCUUCAGGUCGUGGACUACGGUGGAAAUGUCCCAAUUGCCGAGUCAGAGUGUGAGGAUGAGGAUGUGUAUCCCGACAGCUAUCCUCCGUACAACCCUAGCCAGUUUACGGGCUGGUUCUGUCUUCCAUCUCUGCGCGUCUUGAACAUCUGGAUGCGAGAUCUCGACGACCUGCAGGAGAUGAAACCUGAUCUGGAUCUUAGUAAUCUAGAGACGCUCAUUCUGCCUCGCGCUACGAUCUCCGAUCAGGAUGUGAGCUUCCUGCUCUCGCGGGCAUUGAAGCUCAAAAACUUGCACCUCGGAAUGGCCUAUGCUUGUCGCCGCGAGCUAGUAGUAAGCGACGCCCCGAUGCUAGCACAGGCCCUGGUCUCCGUGAGCCCAACUGUGCAGAACCUCUCACUCGGGGUGGAAUAUUACCCCGCGAGUUUAGGCGAUCAUGUCUGGGGCGACGCCGAUGAUCACAUCAAGGAACCAUUUUCCCAUAUUCUGCAUCGGUUCUCCAAUCUCCAAACAGCAGAGAUGCCGCUUUGCGUUCUGCUCGGCUGGUUCGUUGAUCACGAUAACCCCGCCAAACUCGGCCCUCUCUUACCAAGGUCACUCCGCGAGCUGUGCCUACGAGACGACCUACGGAGCUUGUACGAUUUUCACUGGGACGAGGAUGAGGAAAUUAGCCUGCUACACCGCUUCCUUGUUGACUGGCGUGCGCACACCCCGGAACUGCAACGGAUCACCAUGCGUCUCUGGGAUCAGAAUCACACGGAGUUCCGCAAGGAGGAAGAGGAAGCGCUGCGCUCUGCGUGUGCGGAUGCAGGCCUGACGCUUGACAUAGUUGUGGAUGAUUUGGGGACUGGGUUGUGGAGUCGGAAGAUUGUCCCUUGA
This is a messenger RNA of Aspergillus tanneri, 1464 nucleotides long. RefSeq lists its product as uncharacterized. NCBI's taxonomy places the organism in Eukaryota, Fungi, Ascomycota, Eurotiomycetes, Eurotiales, Aspergillaceae. The transcript is spliced from 2 exons. Gene Ontology annotation, molecular function: protein binding. The record is from RefSeq and is a predicted model, not a curated record. Bases 1 to 1464 code for a protein of 487 amino acids.